AGGACAUUGUUGGAUAAUGUGUCUGGGUGUGUCACUCCAGGGAAGCUAACAGCGUUGAUAGGUGAGUCUGGUGUAAGGAAGACUAUGCUGCUGAACAUGUUGUCAGAAUGCACAACUGGUGGUGUCAUCAUGGGAGAACGCUUCAUGGACGACCGGCCUCUCCCGUCAGACUUCUGCUAUCAGACAUGA
Molecule: messenger RNA, 189 nt
Organism: Laetiporus sulphureus 93-53
Lineage: Eukaryota; Fungi; Basidiomycota; Agaricomycetes; Polyporales; Laetiporaceae
Exons: 2
Molecular function (GO): ATP hydrolysis activity; ATP binding
Source: RefSeq, a predicted model, not a curated record